Messenger RNA from Actinia tenebrosa (Australian red waratah sea anemone), 7965 nucleotides. RefSeq names its product NFX1-type zinc finger-containing protein 1. The record is from RefSeq and is a predicted model, not a curated record. Gene Ontology annotation, cellular component: nuclear RNA-directed RNA polymerase complex. Gene Ontology annotation, molecular function: helicase activity. Lineage: Eukaryota; Metazoa; Cnidaria; Anthozoa; Actiniaria; Actiniidae. Gene Ontology annotation, biological process: regulatory ncRNA-mediated heterochromatin formation.
UUUUAAAGUAUCUUUUUUAUUUAGGGUCAUAUGAUAAAAUGCUUAUUGGCUGAGUUAGGUCGGGCCGUACGGGAAAAUAUUUGGCUCGAGGUGAAGCGUACGGACCGAGCCCGGAGGGGAUUACUCCCCUAUAUUCGCUAUACGGGAAUGUUCGUUCUUUCGAAAGCAACGCAUGGGCGUGUUGUGAUUUGACUCAUUGGGAUCCCUGUGGUUUUAUUUCCAAGAAAUUUUACUUUGAGGGCAAGCGUCAAGCAAGCGAAAUGCAAGGUCAUACGAAGAUAGCACUUACGGACAAAGACCGUAGAGCGCACUAACAGUGGUAAUAUUCAAGUCACUGUCGAUAUUUAGAUUCAUUUGAUGUGUAUAUGCAUAUUAUACCACGAGCAUGCAUGGAAUUACAUUAGCAGUAACAACGUUCAAUCAAAAGAGGCUCUGUGCUGUGGAAAACGAAGAAAUACCAAGCCUUACAAUGGGUUCACGGAAAAGUAGAGAUAACGUUUUGCAAGGUUCUCAGUCAGAAUGGAGCAGAUCAGUACAAAUAUUGUGCGAGCGACGGAUGUCAAACCACGAAGAGGAUUUGCCUGUGUCGCAAAACGAACGGCGGAUGUCACGCAAUGAAGGGGAUUUUCCUGUGUCCCAUGACAAAAGACUUAUAUCAAGCUACGAAUGGAAUCCCCAUUGGUCCCGUGACGAAAGACCGAUGUCAUUUCAAGAAAGAGGUUCCCAUGGAUCCCGUGACGAAAGAACGAUGUCACGCAACGAAAGGAAUUCCCAUGGAUCCCGUGACGAAAGAGCGAUGUCACGCCACAAAAGGGAUUCCCAUUGGUCUAGUGACGAAAGACCGAUGUCAUUUCAAGAAAGAGGUUCCCAUGGAUCCCGUGACGAAAGAAUGAUGUCACGCAACGAAAGGAAUUCCCAUGGAUCCCGUGACGAAAGAGCGAUGUCACGCCACGAAAGGAAUUCCCAUGGGUCACGUGACGAAAGAGCAAUGUCACGCCACGAAAGGGAUUCUUAUGGGUCCCGUGACGAAAGAGCGAUGUCACGCAACGAAAGGGAUUCCCAUGGGUCCCGUGAAGAGCGAGUGAUGUCACGUAACGAAAGGGAUUCCCAUGGGUCCCGUGACGAAAGAGCAAUGCCACGUAACGAAAGGGAUUCCCAUGGGUUCCUUGACGAAAGAGCGAUGUCAAGCCAUGAAAGGGAUUCCCAUGGGUCCCGUGAAGAACGAGCGAUGUCACGUAACGAAAGGGAUUCCCAUGGGUCUCGUGACGAAAGAACGAUGCCACGCCACGAAAGAGAUUCCCAUGGGUUCCUUGACGAAAGAGCGAUGUCAAGCCACGAAAGGGAUUCCCAUGGGUCCCGUGACGAAAGAGCGAUGUCAAGCCACGAAAGGGAUUCCCAUGAGUUCCUUGACGAAAGAGCGAUGUCAAGCCACGAAAGGGAUUCCCAUGGGUCCCAUGACGAAAGAGCGAUGUCACGCCACGAAAGGGAUUCCCAUGGGUCCCGUGACGAAAGAGCGAUGUCACGCCACGAAAGGGAUUCCCAUGGGUCCCGUGACGAAAGAGCGAUGUCACGCCACGAAAGGGAUUCCCAUGGGUCCCGUGACGAAAGAGCGAUGUCAAGCCAUGAAAUGGAUUCCCAUGGGUCCCGUGACGAAAGAUUUUCAAGAGAUGGGUCCGAAACAUUUGUAAGUGUUGCGCAAAGUGAAGCGAGUAAGGGUCUGAUAGGUUCAAAGAAAAGGAGACGAGAGUGUGCAUCUUCCUGUUUUCCACAUGGCAUCCAAUCUUUACCUGUUGUUACUCAGGAGUUAAUCAAAAGGGGGCGAGUAGAAUCACGUGCUACGGCGACGGAGUCACAGGAGAAUAUAUCUGUACGGGCUGUUUGCUCCAAGCCUACACAUCUGCACUCACCACCAGGGACAAGCGGUCUUUCCUUGUCAACCAAAAGAACUGAUGCUCCCCAAAGAAAACGAAAAAGGAGCAAUAAGUUAGAAAACGAAAGCAUCCCAGAAAAGAAAGAAAAGCGGGACUUCAACCCAAUCGGUUACAAAGCACUUGAAAAUAUUUGCUCUAAAAUGGAUGAAAAUGAAGUCAUGUUACAAUUAGUUAAAGCUGAACAAAGAUAUGUUGCGCUACUGAAUUCACAAGAAGGAAUCCGUGAGGAUCUUUUCAAGCUUGUUAUCGAUAGUUUAAUGGCCGUCAUCAACUCCACCAACCGCUACACAUCUGCUAACGCAAUUCUUCAAGCAACGCACAAGCAGCUUCUUGGAACUCAUUUCCCUGAGUUUAUUAUGAAUUUGCCUCAAUUGAAUUGCAGUAAUGAAGAUGAGCUUGCUGAAGUCAUUCGUAAGAUUAUUAGUAUAUUUGAGGCGCUCUUGCAACGAUUUGACAAGGCUGUGUUUUAUCUUGUUCAAAUGUUGGUAGAUAAACUCAGUGAUAAGAUCCAUCCGCUCGACCAUGGAGAAGUUGGUGACGGUAUUCUCCACCGUAUUGCCUCACUGAAGGCUAUCAAGAAUCCAUUCCACACGAAACAUGGCAAUGAUGAUAGUAUGAAUCCACCAGAUGACUUUCGUAAAAUAAGCGUCGUCCCAAAUGAGGAAGACUUCAAGGAGGUCAGCCCUUUCCUGCGCGCGAAUGUCAUCAAGAGUACUUACAAAGACACCGAGCAUUAUCUUGAUGUACAAUUCCGGCUUCUAAGAGAAGAUUUCAUCAUGCCCUUAAGAGAAAGAAUCCAAGAAUUAAGAAGAAAAGGCAGUAGCUAUCAUGGAACAAAAGAAGAUGAAGACAACACGACGCCACGACAGAACACCUUUCUCUACAAAGAGCUGAAGAUAAUCAAUCCUGUGUGCCAUCGCAGGGGAGGAGUGUACAGAGUUCAAAUCAACAAACAAAAUGGAAGAUUAAAGCACGUAAACUGGAGGACGUUCGUGAUUAAGAGACUAAAGUAUGGCGCACUGGUUUGUCUUUCUGCUGAUGGAUUUAAUACUUUACUAUUUGCCACUGUAGAGAAUCGGGACUUCUGUGAUUUGGAGUGCGGCCUUUUGGAGCUACGCUUUGAAAAUUGUGAGACACAGUCGAUGCAGAAUGCCAUUGAAAACAAAUGGGUGUUUCAAAUGAUAGAAAGUGAGGCAUAUUUUGAAGCAUACAGACAUAAUCUGAGCGCUUUGCAAACAAUGAAUGAGGAAAAGCUGCCCUUUAAAGAAUGCAUUGUGCACUGCAAGAAUGCAGAUGCUCCGCCCAGCUACAUCAUUGAUGAUCAACAAGAAAAUAUGAACGAAGACUGGAAUAAUCAGAGAUAUCAGAGUUCAGAUGAUGGCUAUAUAAUGGACUCACACGAACAGUCCUACUCUGAUACUGAAGAAGGCAGUGUUUCAUCGAACGACAACCUUAAGUACAUGGACAUGACUUGUAUUGCUGACUCAGAGUACCUACAAGAAAACGACCUGGAUGUAUCACGUGUUCCGGUUCAUAAUAUCCACCAAUGGCCGUGCAAGGAAGCAUUAGGACUUGAUGAAUCCCAGUACCGCGCAUGUCAACAAGCACUAAAUCAUCGCUUUGCGCUCAUUCAGGGUCCACCUGGUACCGGUAAGACCUACGUAGGGCUGAAGAUUGCCCAUGCUUUACUUGAUAACCGAGAUUUGUGGAGUGGAGAGGACAGGUCUCCUAUUCUGAUGGUGUCCUACACCAAUCACGCCCUGGACCAGUUCCUGAUGGGACUGAACAACAAACAAGGUGUCGUUCGAGUUGGCGGACGCUCGAAGGAAGAGAAACUCCACGAAUGUAACAUAAAGGAACUUAGAACAAAAAGACGUAACGAAAAGCAUGGAGAUGAUAAUCAACAAGAGAGAGGACGCAUUUGGAGGGAGAGAAAGGAGAUAGAAGAGACCUACCUACCUAAAGAAGCAAGCUGUACCAUCGCAGACGGUUAUAAGGGAGUUUUAUCUAUCAGUACACUGAAGGGUUUCAUGAAAGAACGCCACAUACGGUGUUUUACAAGUUGCUCACAGGAGAAUAGGUCAGAAGAUGCGCAAUUGUUGCAGUGGCUGCGCGUUGAACAGAAACAACCUCAAGACGGCGAUAAACACCAAGUGUUUCAGUCUGAGGACUUCAGAAAGAUCAUCUCCGCUGGACGAGAGUUUGAGGUCGAAGGUGAUGAUGAUGAUCUUCCCGAUGAAACAGAAGGACCAGCUGUCGUAUGCCAUGUAAAUGAUGCCAGAAACCCAGAACAACUUUACAAUAACCUUCAAAGUCAAGAAACUAUGUCUGACGCACAGGAAGAGUCAAUUCAAGAUCUAUUUAGGCUGCCAAGUGGUAGAAGGUGGGACCUUUAUCGGUUAUGGAGAUUAGAAUUGGAAAGAUAUCUACAAAAGAGAAUUACUGACAGCCAAGAAGUGGGCUACGAAACGCUUCUGAUGAGACUAUCAGAGAUCAAUGCCGAUGAAGAUUUCUAUAUCCUUAGACAAGCUAAGAUCAUUGCUAUGACAACGACAUGCGCAGCAAGGUAUCGGGACAUUCUCCAACGAAUUAAACCAAAGAUUGUCAUUGUGGAAGAAGCCGCUGAGGUGCUGGAGGCUCACAUCUUGACGUCACUUCCGUUGGAUUGCGAGCACGUGAUUCUUAUAGGAGAUCACCAACAACUGAGGCCAAGCUGCACGGUGUACGAGCUGGCCAAGAAGUACAACUUGAAUAUUUCUAUGUUUGAACGGUUGGCCAAACUACAGAUGCCUUGUGUAAGAUUAACAGUACAGCAUCGCAUGAGACCAGAGAUAGCGUCCCUGGUGAGACACAUCUACAAGGACCUUACAAACCACCAAAUAGUUCAUGAUUAUGAGGACGUCCUUGGCUUCCAACACAACUUGUUCUUUAUUGACCACAGGCAUUCAGAGAGUGACAGUAAAGAUUCCUUCAGCCAUUUCAAUAAACACGAGGCUCGAUUUCUAGUAAGGCUUUGUCGUUAUGUCAUACAACAAGGCUAUAAACCAAGUCAAAUAACCAUCCUCACACCCUAUCUUGGGCAGAUGCUCAUGAUCAGAGAUGACAUGACUGAAGGCCUUACAGAGAUACGCCUGUCGACCAUUGACAACUACCAGGGAGAAGAGAAUGACAUUAUCCUGUUAUCCUUGGUGCGUAGCAACGACACUGGUCACGUGGGAUUCGUCAAUGACAUCAACAGAGCAUGCGUAGCUUUGUCACGUGCUCGUAUGGGUCUGUACGUCAUUGGGAACUUUGAUCUGCUGUCAGGGAAGAGUGGAAUUUGGAAGAAGGUUGUUGGUGAUGUAAGGAAAAAUGGCAGACUUGGAAAAGAACUUCCUCUGCGAUGUCAAAGACAUACGACGAAGGUUGCGGUGAAAGAUCCCGAGGAUUUCCAGGAAAAGGUACCAUAUGGAGGAUGUAGACUACGCUGUGCGUAUCGACUUGACUGUGGACAUGCCUGUACGCUUCUAUGCCAUCCCUACGAUCAAGAACACAAGGAAUUCAGGUGCAACAAACCUUGUAGCAAGAUAAUACAUGGCUGCAGAAAGGGUCACAUAUGUCGCAAUAUUUGUGGGCAAGAUUGUGAGCCAAAAUGUCUUUAUCGCGUUGAGAUGACUCUUCCGUGUAACCAUGUCAAGAAGAAUGCCCGAUGCAGUGACAAUCCCAACCAUGUGAAGUGUGAUGAAAGAUGCCCGAAAUUACUCAAAUGUGGUCAUCGAUGCCAAGCACGGUGUGGCGAACCAUGCACGUCAUCAUGUAAGGAGCUUGUGAAGCGAAGCGACUGGCCUUGUGGACAUGAAGUUACAAUAGCUUGUUCAGCUAGUCCUCUUGACUGUCGCGGUCCUUGUGGCGGCGAUCCUAGCUGUGGUCAUGAGUGCUCAGGGAGUUGUGGUGAGUGUCUGCAAGGAAGAGUCCAUCGACGAUGCAAGAAAACAUGUGGGAGAGUGCUUGUCUGUGGCCAUGAGUGUCGCGCCAACUGCACCAUCACUUGUCCGCCAUGCACGAACAAGUGUGAAACCAAGUGCAAACACAGUGAAUGCAGAAAGAAAUGCGGUGAGCCUUGCGUUCCUUGUACUCAUCAGUGCGAAUGGAUGUGUAAGCACUUGAAGUGUAGCAUGAAGUGUGGGGAAAUCUGCGAUAGGCCACGCUGCGACGAGCCGUGUCGUAAACUACUACAGUGUAAACAUAGAUGCCGUGGUCUGUGUAACGAACCUUGUAUCUGCGUGGAGUGCGAAAAGGAAGAAAUAAAAAUCUUCUUCGGAACUGAGAACUUUGAUGAUGAAACUGUGCGCUUUAUUCAACUGAGGGGAUGCAAACACAUCUUUGAAGUGCACGCGCUUGAUAAGUGGAUGGAUAUGGGAAAUGAUGAUCAACAAGAGAAAAACUCCAUACAGCCGAAGGUUUGUCCACGUUGCAAAACACCAAUACAAACCAUGAUGCGCUAUAAUAAUGUAAUCAAGAAACAGCUAAAAGACAUCGAGAGAGUUAAAGAAAAACUAUUUAAACCAUUAAGCGAAGAACGAAGAUAUAAAGUGCACCACAAAUUAACCCAGCAUCUCCUUGAUGCUAGCAGCAACAGCAGCAGCAGCAGCAGUUCUGCAAGGCGAAAACGAAGCCAUGAUAAGGUACUCUUGAAAAGGAUUGAUCAAGCAAGGAACGUCUUUGAAAUCAUUAACAUUGAAAACCAGGUGGAACUGCUAACGCGGUGCCACAACCUCAUUAAGAAAGCAACAGAAACCAAAGCCAAAAUUGCCGAUAAAACAAGCUCAGAAAUGAAGGAUGUGAAUUUGAGUAUCUUGAUUUUAAAUUACCUCCAAGAACGCAUCGUUGGUUCAGUUGAGCGGGAGAUCACAGACAUCGAGCUUGAACUGAAACGACAAAAGGUUGUCAUUGAAGUGUGCAGUCUUCGAACUGAAACAAAGAAUCGUGACAUCUGUCUAAAGACUGAACACAGAAUUCUCUUGUAUGACGUCAGGUACACGCCGUCACAACCCACUAUUAGGAAAGAGAUGCCAGAGCUAGAUUACUACUUAAGAAAACUAGAAGAAAUCCGCUCUAUAUAUCCUAUCGAUCCGCCAACACGCGAAGAGAAAGACCAAAUAAUCAGAGCCAUGGGGCUGUCCAAAGGUCAUUGGUAUAAGUGUCGUCAGGGACAUGUCUAUGCUAUUGGUGAAUGUGGCGGUGCCAUGGAAACAGGAUCGUGCCCGGAGUGUCACGAUGUUAUAGGAGGAGCCUCUCACAGGCUUGCAGAAGGGAAUGAAGUAGCUACCGAAAUGGAUGGUGCUCAGUAUUCUGCUUGGUCUGAGCAAGCUAACAUGGGAAACUAUGAUCUACAAGAAUAAUAUCACAUCCCUGUACUUAACUGUUUAUUUUGUAGAAGGGAAUGAAGUGGCUACUGAAAUGGAUGGUGCUCGACAUUCUGCUUGGUCUGAGCUGGCUAACAUGGGAAACUAUGAUCUACAAGCAUAAUACCACAUCCUUGUAGCUCACUUUUUUAUUUACAGGAGGAAAUAAAGUGGCUCCAGAGAUGGAUGGUGCUCGAUAUUCUGCCUUAUCUGUGCACUGAGGAUAACAUGCAAAACCAUAAUGAACUGCAAAAACUAUACCAUAACCUUGUAGCAAAAGUUUCAUCUCAUGAUAGGCUUAAAGAAAGGACCACGAGAAUCUUUUCAAACACAUGUAGCUACUUGCUCAAGGACAUCAAGGAUAUUGUCAAUCUUUUGGGAAUCGUUCUUGUAUCUAACAAAAUCGAUUUUUAGGAUAGCAAAGGAUUUCAAAAAAAUCGAACGUUACUUGCAAAUACAGCUAGUUUUAUUUAAAUUUUACAAAUGUACAUUCGUACGUACAAAGAUUGUUUAAAUAAUGAGUGCAUUCGGGGUUUUUUUCUUUUUCUUUGUAUAUAAAUAUAUUUUUUGCAGUCUAAAAUAUGCUUGUGAAAAUUAGCCUGAUAAAUUUAGAUAAAGAAUAAAGUCUGAAAUCCAAAUUUCAAGCUAAA